Saccharomyces kudriavzevii IFO 1802 is the source of this 2181-nucleotide messenger RNA. It is a transcript of the gene MSC2, whose product is annotated as metal cation transporter MSC2. The transcript has a single exon. The record is from RefSeq and is a predicted model, not a curated record. Gene Ontology annotation, molecular function: zinc ion transmembrane transporter activity. Gene Ontology annotation, cellular component: Golgi apparatus; membrane. Gene Ontology annotation, biological process: transmembrane transport; zinc ion transport; intracellular zinc ion homeostasis. The coding region runs from base 1 to 2181 and encodes 726 amino acids. NCBI's taxonomy places the organism in Eukaryota, Fungi, Ascomycota, Saccharomycetes, Saccharomycetales, Saccharomycetaceae.
AUGGAUCUGCAAGAACUACUGGCAAAAGUGCCGCUGCUGCUAUCCUAUCCAACUAUUAUUUUAUCCAGUAAUCUCAUCGUACCUUCUCACAAUGAUCUCAUAUUAAGAACAGCCACAUCAGCAGCGGAGCACGACCAGCAAGGGCCAGCGUUUUUCAGCACAGAUUACAUUAUCAGAGUGAUACUUCUGCCAACAUUCAUAGCCUCCUCUUUCAAUCUAUUCGCGUACUACUUUAAUUUCGUCAACUACUCUAGCCGAAGAAAGUAUUAUGUUUUAUUUUCUGGAAUCUUCCUUAUAUCGAUACUGACCCAUAUUUUCCAUCCAAUUCAGUCAACAUGUAUAUCUCUGUUGAUUAUUAAGCGCCUGACUGUUGCGAGUGAAUCUUCAAGCAGGACCGCUUUCGGUUUUUGGACCAAUCUAAAAACAUUCGUACCCUUCAUUAUUAUGACACUAGUUGUAUUGCACUGUGACUCUUCAGCGGGCAUUGGUGCGGAAGAUGUGGGUAAAAUAUCUGUGCCUCUGAUAACAUAUGCUCUAUUGAUGUUUGGACUAAGGUACGUGUCACCACUGUUAUUAUCGACUCUUUCAAGUAACGUGGAUAUUGCUCCCAAAGACAAUGGCAUAACACAAGACUCGAUAGGCAGAAAUAAGAAAUUUCCGCUGAUGAUUAUAUUACCAAUUGUUUCAUUUACCCUUUUGUACCUAACAAUUAUCAUAAACAAUACUUAUAAUAUUCAGUUAUUGAUGGUGUUCGUGUUUUAUGGAUGUUUGUCUAUCUUUUUCUUAUCCUUGAGAGAUUUGUUCGCUGAAGAUAUAAAUCAAGAAAGAAGAAUCCAGGAGAAUGAACAUUGUCAUAAGUUUGAGAUAUGUUAUAUGAUUUGUCACUUCUGGCUGACAAGGUUCACCAUUUUAUUAACGGGUAUAAUGGCCAUUGUAGUGCAUUUUUUAUCCUUUAAUGAGGUCACGUUUUCCAUCAAAACAGAUUUAGUAACUUUAGUUUAUGUUAUAGUGGCAGAAUAUGUUUCUACUUCAUCCAGCAUACAGGGGGAUUCACAUUCUCAUGAUCAUGCACAUUCUCAUUCUCAUCCAUGCAAUGCCUCAUCACUUGAAAAUGAAAGCAUCUUCAGACAAAUGGCCUUGAACAAAGAUACUAGGUCCAUCUUUUCAUUCCUGUUAUUGAAUACUGCCUUUAUGUUUGUACAACUUCUGUAUUCGUUCCGGUCCAAAUCAUUGGGCUUGUUAUCCGAUUCACUACAUAUGGCCCUGGACUGCACUUCUCUACUAUUGGGUUUAAUUGCUGGUAUAUUAAGUAAAAAACCAGCAAGUGAUAAGUUUCCUUUCGCUCUGAACUAUCUUGGUACUCUAGCCGGUUUCACAAAUGGUGUUCUUUUGUUAGGUAUAGUCUGCGGUAUCUUUGUGGAAGCGAUUGAAAGACUUUUCAACCCUAUUCAUCUCCAUGGAACAAAUGAGUUGUUGGUCGUUGCUACAUUAGGGUUAUUAGUCAACCUUGUUGGUCUAUUUGCCUUUGAUCAUGGUGCUCAUGAACAUGGUGGUACGGAUAACGAGAAUAUGAAGGGGAUUUUUUUGCACAUAUUGGCUGAUACAUUGGGUUCUGUUGGAGUGGUUAUUUCUACAUUAUUAAUCAAACUAACGCAUUGGCCCAUUUUUGACCCAAUCGCCUCCUUAUUGAUUGGUUCCUUAAUCUUAUUAAGUGCUCUGCCCCUAUUGAAAUCUACCUCUGCGAACAUUCUAUUAAAAUUAGAUGACAAGAAGCAUAACGUAGUCAAAAGUGCCCUUAACCAAAUCUCAACGACACCAGGUAUCACUGGCUACACAACCCCUAGGUUUUGGCCCACGGAGGCAGGUAGUUCUGGACAUUCUCAUUCCCAUGGUCAUACCCACUCCCAUUCAGAGGAUCAUAGUCACGGGCAUCAUUGUGAACAGCCAAACCAACCACUAGAAAAUCCAACUCUGGUAGGGUACAUUCACGUACAGUAUGCAGAGGGAGAAAAUUCAACAAUCAUCAAGAAAAGAGUAGAAAAAAUAUUUGAAAAUGUAGGGAUCAAAGCAUGGGUACAAGUUGAGCCUCAAAAUUCCACCUGCUGGUGCCGCGCUACUUCGAUGAAUACAGUGUCGGCUACAGCCCCCAAUUCUCUACCUUUACAGCCCAUUGCUAAUUGA